Stomoxys calcitrans (stable fly) is the source of this 8629-nucleotide messenger RNA. Its product is annotated as serine/arginine repetitive matrix protein 2. The coding region runs from base 918 to 8189 and encodes 2423 amino acids. The transcript has 7 exons. The record is from RefSeq and is a predicted model, not a curated record. Lineage: Eukaryota; Metazoa; Arthropoda; Insecta; Diptera; Muscidae.
CCAAGCACGACGACGACGAACGGAGACUACAGACCAAGCGAAAACUAAUUGCGAGUGCACAAAUUAUUAAAGUUGAAAUAAUGCUUCAAAAAUGCAUUGAAAAUCUAUAAAAAUACGAAAAAUAUAGAAAUAAAUGCCCAAUAAGUUUCGUGCAAUGAAAAGUGUUUGACACGCGUGAUUAUUUGAAUGUAAAAAAGCGUUUGAAAUACAUAGUGCCACAGUUCUCAAGACCAAGAAAAUAAGUCCGUGUUCCAUGCUAAAAAAGGGGUACAAAGAAAUUUAAGAACAUUGCGCUACGCUGAAAAGACAUGCAUAUUCUAUCACCUAUCUCAAGUUUUAACACUUUUUUUAUAUUAAAUUACGUAGUUCAGUUCUGAACUUGGAAAAAAGAGUUGGUGACUUUCUUUGCCGUAAUAGAACUAACAGACCCAGCACACAUACAUUCAAAUAAGCCCCAGUGUGCGAAGAAACCGAAAGAAAAGUUGCGAUUGUAUCUCGCAUCGGCAACGAAAAAGCCGUGCGGUGUUUGUACCUAUACUCUACCCACAUUUGUCAUUCGCUAUCCAAGUUAGUUCUCAAACACCGUUCUCUCACUCACUCCCUCUUCUAUACUGUAUACCACCUAAAUGACCAACCAACCAAAGUAUUGAAGCAAACAAAAGAACAGAAAGCAAGAAACGAAAAACAAAUUAUUUUGAUUCAUGUAGUAUUAUUUUGCAUAUAAAUAUUGCAAAUAAAUAUUAUUUUGCAAUAUAGAGCUUGUUUUCUGCAUGUAUAUGAAGAAAAUAAACGAUGCAAAGACAUCUCCACAUGCAACCAACCAAUUGAAUUAAUUUGAACCAAAAGCAAUAGAAAGACACUAAAAUAACUGAACAGUGAACAAUUGAAUAACCCAGAGCUGCCGCGGCAUCAUCGCCAUGGCUGAAGACUCCAGUGAUUAUAGUGAGUUGGAUUCUCGGCCUUCGGGGAGUAGGGGCCGAUAUCCGACUCGCAGUGAUCCGAAAAGAAAACGUCGUAUCGUUAUGCGCAUUGAGUUUGAUGAUUCAGAAGAGUCGUCGUCGUCAUCUAUCUUCUCUGAACAAAGCUCCAGUGAUGGGGAAGACUUGGACAUCCGAAAAGAUCAGAGAAAUGCUUGUAAAAAAGAUCUUGACGAUGCACCAUCGUGUUCACGCAGACUUCGUAACCGGCAAAAUCAGAUGAGUAGUCAUUCGGCUGCCGGCAAUAGCCGCAGCGGCAACAACAAAGUCAAUUCCGCUGUCGCCGUUCACCACGAAGACGACGACGAAGGAGAUUCCGAUGAGUUUCAACGUAAUGCAGCGCAGCGCCGUUUACGCAGUCGUCGCACAAAUCUCUUAGAUGUUGGAAUAUCCGAUGGUACAACGAGUGGCAGCGAGAUAAACAUUAAGAGUUCGCGCGGCAAAGCGAAAACAAAAUACAUCAUGUCUGAAGACGAAGCAGAGCCAAAAUCUCCAAGUCAUCGCACAUCUGGGCAUUCACCAGCGGCAGAUGAUAACGGUUUCUCCACGGAUAGCAGCAGCAACGAAUUGCUGGAAAAAUGUCCUAUUUGCUUAUUAACAUUUCGGAGACAAGAAAUCGGUUCCCCCUCGUCGUGUCAGCAUAUAUUUUGUGUUAAUUGCAUUGAGGCAUGGUCGAAAAAUGUUCAAACUUGUCCUAUCGAUCGAUUGGAGUUUGAGCGAAUUAUCGUGCGCGAAUCGUAUGAAAAUCGUAGAAUUGUUCGCGAAAUAAACGUGGAUCCGAACGCGGCUAAAGAAUUGAUAUUGGACGAUGAUCCUGACGACGUGGACGAUGUCACCAAUUGUGAAGAGUGUGGACGACCCGAUCGCGAGGACGUUAUGUUGUUGUGCGAUCAAUGUAAUCAAGGUUACCACAUGGACUGUUUGUCAUCGCCUCUUUCUGAAAUACCAGAGGGAUCGUGGUAUUGCGAUAAUUGUGUGGAUUCCGAAGACGAGGCGUAUGAGGAUGAAGAUGAAGAUCUUAAUAUGUUGUACGAAGAUAUUAGGGGCAUGGGAUUGCCUGAAACUCGUCUACGUGUUAGAGAGGUACAACAACCGAGAAUUUUGAGAACACGUCAAAAUGAACGCAUACGUGCUGCCGUCUUGAGACGAACACGGGCCACUGUUUCGGCAUUAGAAACAACUACGACUACCACUACUACUAGCACUUCUAGGGGCCGUCCUCGUACCACUACAACAACAACUACAACACGCCGUACUACAAAUCGAUCCAGCGGUUCUGUUCGCAAACCUCGUAGACCAAAAAAGGUAAGGCGACGUGCUAAGCAGCGCACCUACGUAGUUGAAUAUGAUGUAAACAAUUUCGACGAGAAAUUCGCCAUAAAAACCACGAAGAAGGUUAUUAAACGACGUCGUAAGAAAGCGCGCUCAAAGAAAUUAACAUCAAGGACAUCAACAUCAAAAAGUGGUGCUCGCCUUACAGCCAGUCAACGUUUGGCCGAACAAUUAGGUGUCAAACCAGACCCUACAUUUACUUCACAUUUAUCUGGAUCCAGUGCAGGACUUUCACUGACCGGAGGAGCCAACGAUUUGGAGUAUUUUUCGGAUAGCGACAAUGGAGGAAAUAUUGAAAGUGAAAUUCACAUUGAAACUGGCCAAGGAACGGCGGUGCAAACAUCUGUGAGAAUUUCUAACUAUGGAUCACAAAGAUCGCGUAAAGGUCUAUUGUUAGGCCGAGUAGGGCCAAGGCAUAUACCAGAACCAGUCGCAAACCGGGACAAUGCAAAUUCUGACAUUCUAUCAAGUAUAAUGGACUUGCAGGAUCGUUGGCAUAGUGCUAGUCGCAAUUUAGAAAGUAUUCACAUUAAUUCUGAUGGUACAUUGAACUUGCCCAGUUCAAACGGUCGUAGCGGUGGCAACCAAACCAAUUCACCUGCAUCCACGUCAACACAACCAACAAAACCACCCACUAAAAGUUCUGAAGACAACGUGGAACAACAGAAGCAGCAACAGUCGCCUUCAUCGCAGUCGCUGUCGAAUGGUCCUAAUCAAAAUGAAAUUACUCAAGCCCCUAUGUACUCCCGAGGAGGUGGAAACUCAAAUUUCAACACUGCUGGAGGCGGUGGCUACAAUCGCUAUGGAAAUAAUCAAAAUAAUUACCGUGGCGGAGGCGCCGGAAAUCAAUAUCGACCCUCGGCUGGUGGGGGCGAUGGUGGGCGCGGAAAUAAUGCUGGUGGUAUUAACUUCAAUAUGGUCGGCCGGGGUAACUUCAAUUUCAGCAGUCCUUCCAACUUCAACAAUCAAAAUCAACCUGGAACAACUUUCUCUCCAUUCCGCCAAUGGAACUACAAUCAGCGCAACCAACAAAACGAAGAAAACAAUCAGAACAACAAUCGACGUAGUUUGGCAUUUGGCAACAACAAUCAAACAAAUGACAACACACAGUCCUCACCAUCUCCUCAACAACCACAAAAUCCGUUCAGCGGCAUGCCACAACCAUGUUAUCCUCCUCCGGCUAUACAAAGACCGAAUCAAUCCUCCUCAGAUGAUCUCUUUGGCGGACUGCCACCUCCAGUAAGGCAGAUUCCAGCUCCGGUGGUCUUGAGUGUGCCUCCACCACCAACACCACCCGCCAUGAUGGUUCACCCCCCAGCAGGUGCCCUUUUUCAGUUGAAUUCCGAUUAUGGUCGCGACGAUGAUUCAAAUUGCCCCAACUUUGCAAUCUACUCGCAAGAAUCUCAAGAAGUUGCAAAAUCAUCGGAAGCUUAUCCCGAAAGAAAGCCAGCUGCAAAUUCUGCCAAUGAGGCUAAGGAAGACGAUGAAAAUGAAGAUUUAGUACAGUUAGAUGACGACGAAGAGAUGCCGAUGCCACCGCAAAUCGAUCCAUCUGAUUUGUAUGAACCUGAAAAUCCGACUGAAGAGAAUGAUGAUGACGAAGAGGAAGGUAAUACCAAUGAAGAAAAAAUCAAUAAAGUCGAUGAUAAUGAUGAAGAUGAUGGUGGUGGUAAAGAUGCAAAUGACAAUGAAAAAGAUGAUGAUGAGAGCGAUAAUGAAAAUAAAGAGAAAAAUAUGGAGCAAGACGAGGACGAAGGCAAUGAAUCGGCUACAAUCAAAUUGCAAAAUGCCACAACAAAUAGAGAAGACCAUGAAGUGGACAAGGGUAAUGGAACCGAGAGCGAGACAGAACUCGAAAAUAAUGACAAAGUCAUUGUAAAAGGUUCUAAAGGCAAGGUCCAAAAGGACGCUAAAGCUACAGAUGAUGAGGCUGAAAACGAUGUUAGUGACAAAUCACAAACAGCAGCCACAAAAGAUGACGGCGAUGAUUUCGACGACGAUGAUGACAGUGAUGAUAACGAAGAUGUAACAGGUAAACGUUCCAAAAAAGGUCGUCGUUCGGAUAAUAAAAAUGAUCGCAGUCACGAUAAUGAUGCUGCAUCGAUGAACAGUGAUGAAACAUCGAAAGGCCACACUCCCACAAUUCCAUACAACAGAAAUACGGUCCGCUCACCUAGCCCAGCCCCAUCGGAUGCAGGUAUUGCAGAAUCUGAGGCAAGGCCUACUAAAGCUGGCAAAGGGCAUGGAAAUGUUAUUGAGUUGUACGAUGACAGCGAUUGGGAUGAAUUGAACGCUGAUAAGAAUGCAGUUUCGAAAGGAAAGGAUAAAACACAUGGCAAAAGUGUUGAAAACGGCGACGAUGCCGAGCCAGAUCGCUCCUAUACACCGUGCCUAGAUGAAAACAAUGAUCCUGAAGUUGAUAUGGGAAGAGAAACACCAGCUGUCAGCUCAUUAACACCGGAUAAAAAUUUGAAUAAUAAUUCUGCUGAAAAAUCUAAAGAAGGUGGCGGUGGUGAAACUGACAUUGAAUUAAUUAUUUCGGAGGAGGAGCCACCGGAAAACAACCGCAAAAAGCGAGGUGGCAAUCUUUUAGACCCAACUGAAGAGGCCAAAAGUGCCAAAUUUAAGAAAGUUAAAAAACGAAAGAAGAGAAAUUAUCGUGGCGACAAACAGCCUUUUACUAAUCGUUUUAGACGUAGAUCAUUUUCUCGUUCACGCUCUCGCUCCCGACGACGCUCACGAUCCCGGUUGCGAUCUCACUCGCGUUCACGAUCGCGUUCAUAUGGUUCAUUUCGUUCAAGAUCUCGCUCGCCUGGCCGUGGUCGAAGACGCGGGCGAUCUCACAGUCGUUCUGAUCGCAGGGAGAAGCGUCGAUGGGGCGGUAGUGGUAAUUUGAGGGGAAGAAGUUGGGAUGGUGGACGUAUUCCCCGCAACAACAAGCCCAAGAGACGUGAAUUGCCAAGAUAUGAUGUGCGACAUGUGGUUGCAAAUAAGCCAGUAAGGGAUCGUUUUGGCCGCGAUAAUUCUCGAGCUAGAAGAGCAAGUCGCUCCAUGAGUAGACGCAGAAGUAAUUUUUCACGGUCACCAUUUUCACGAUCGGGAUCCCGUUCUCGUUUACGCUCCCGAUCCAGAAGAAGAUCGUUCUCACGUUCCCGAUCAAGAUCGCCAAGGCUACGUUCUCGAUCUAAAUCACGGUCUAUCUCCAAGUCACGAUCGAAAACACCAUUGUCAAGAUCACGCUCUCGAUCUCGUCCCAGGCGACCAAGUAUUAGUUUGUCUCCAUCGCCCCAGUAUAAUCGAAGGCGCUCUCUUUCACCACCGCCUCGUCGAUUCAGUCCCAUUCGCAGACGAUCCAUUUCGCCCAGAGUUAGACGAUCGCCCAUGCGACGCCGUUCACGCACACCUUUGCGAGUUAUGAGAUCUCGAUCAAUAUCCCUGGGAGUUGAACAACGAAUGAAUGGUCACAAACCACCACAUCGUUUCCGAAGCGGUUCUCGCCCAAGAAACUUUAGUAGGGAAAGGCUGCGUUCACGAUCGAGAUCAAUAUCAUUAUCGCCCCGUUACACGCCACAAAUGAAUCGACUGCGUUCCAAGAGUCCUCCACUGAAGAGUAAAAAGAAGAAAAAGGAUGCACGCAAGAAGAAAUCUAAGCGGCGCUUGCCAAGCUUAAGCCCAUCGCCAAAUAGAAGAAUUGCCCGUCAAGCUGAUCCGUUUGGCAUCGAGAAACCAACAAAGAAGAAGCGACGUCAUCUGCCGAAAGCAAAAUCGCCCAUUGAUGACCACGGAUGGUCGCCGUCGCCCAGUCCCGCACCCCCAGUCAUCGCUAGCAAUGUCGACUAUCAGCAGGAUAAAAAUAUAUCUUGGACACCGCCCAUGCAUUCUCCAAUUUUGGAUCACUAUCCGCCAAUUAUUCGACGAAGCGUGUCACCCUCAUCUCGUAAAGAGAAAGGUAAACGUUCUAAAAAGAAGAAGAAGGAAAGUUCGAAGAGGCGAACAAUACGCAAGGAAAAGAAACGCCGUCGUCGCACCGAAACUCCAGAACCAAUUCCUUCAAAGGAAGUUUUUGCAUCCGGAAAUAACAUCCUCGUCAGUGUAAGUUUCAACAAAGAGAAUACUGCAAAUCCCAACCAUGGACAGCAAACAAUCGUAACAUUACCUCCAAAUCGUGAGGACUUACUUCCCAACAGACGUGUAUCAAUAGAUCAUGUGAACAAGAGCAGCUCCUCCUCCAAGAAGCGAAAGGAGAAGCGUAAAAAGGUUGAGUCGAAGCCGGUAGCUAUAAUUGACUUGGAGCGUUCACCAUUCCAAGUGGAACAAGAACAAACCGAUGUAAUCGUACUUACGGACAGUGAAGAAAACCGCGAGCGCGCUCAAAGCGAACACAGGAGAGAUCGCCGUAGAAGUGAAUCUUGCCCUCGCAACGAUGAAAUGGAUAUGCACCGUAGUCAAAGGCAAGAAGCCGACAGCAGCCAGCGCGAUAAAUCACCCGAACGGAUGGACACAAUUCUGGAAGAAUCGUACGAUAUUCCACAAACAGGCCCCAAAACUCCACCAGAACCUCCAGGCGUCAAAUUCAAUUUGCAAUCGAAGAAAACGAAUAAGGUUCGCAAUCCACUGCACGAAGAUGAUGAUUACGACCUGCCAACAACUUCAGAACAACAACAGGUACAGGAAACACAUAAUUCCGAUUUAGAUACAAUGCAUGUGCAAAGCAGUCAAAAAAUUGGCCCAAAUACUCCGCCAGAAUCUGGGCCCUGUUCACCGGAUGCCUAUGAUCCAUUCGAACCCACAAAGUCACCAUCAAUAUCUCCACGCUCGCCAACGCCGCCUCCCUCACAGUUAGACGUUUCUCAAAACACAGAAGGUACGGGAGAAAUUGGUUCGUCGCAAAAACAUCAUGAAAAUGACCCCCCACGCAGGGACCAAAUGUCCGGUAUUGUGGGAAGCAUUGCGCAGGGCGCUGCUCUUAACCCCAUUGACUUAGUCAUGGCCCUAAUGGGAUCGAAAAAUAUGACUGCGAACAAUCAAGACUUGGCUAAUAAAUCCAACGAGCCCAAACAAUACUCCAGUAAUAUGAAUAGUCACGACGAACCAUUCCGCAACAAAUCCGACGACAAAUCUGUUACCGUACUCUCAAAUGUACUACUAAGUUCAGGAAAUGGCAUAUCUAGUCCAACACCGCCCACAAUGGCUAAAAAGAUAUUGCCACUACCGAAAAUAACGGGCAGUGUCGGUGGCAGCAGUAGUAGCGGCGUCAACAUGCGAAAUGGUGGCGCGUCCAAUAAUAACGACGAUGCUUACACGCUACACGAUGCCGACAGCCCUUACUCGCCCGGUUCUGGUGACUACGAGGAUCUAUUUGAACCACCUCCAGAUACAAAUGCCGGCACAAAACGUUACUCCAAGAGAGGUGCUGGUGGCAAAGUUGAAACAUUUGAUAAUCUCUUCGGCAGUUCGUCACCGGUCCUAAGAUUGCCCUCGUAUACGCCAUCAAAAAAACACCCGGCUGGGGCAUCGCGACCAUCUAAAACUAAAGGUCGAUCUGAAAAUCCUAAUGAUGCGCCCAACACAUUGGAUUUGAAGGAAAGAUUCCUACGCAAGCUGAAUCGACAAGAACGUGUAGUCGAGGAAGUGAAAUUGGUUUUGAAACCACGUUAUAACAAGAAACACAUAACCAAGGAGGACUACAAAGAAAUAAUGCGUCGUGCUGUGCCUAAGAUUUGCCACAGUAGAUCGGGAGAAAUAGAUCCAAAUAAGAUUAAGAAUUUAAUCGAUGCGUAUGUCAAGAAAUUCCGAUCAAAGCACAAAAAGUUGAGCCUGAUUGGCACAGGUCAAGUGAGUAGCGCUGUAAAAUGUGCUGCCUACUUGAAAAAACUUUAGAGAGGGAAAGCCGAGCGAAGAAUUCAUUGCAAAAUGAUACAUCAAACUGCAAUCCAAGUGUAUAAAAUUUCUUGAACGUCGAGGAAAUUUUCGCACUCCGCAAAAUUGAUAAUGUGAAAUUCCUCACAACUAUAUUUGAAAUCAUUACCACUAGUUGCAUGGUAUUGAACCUCAGGCCACCCACAGGAGUUGAGGUAGUGCUAGAAGUUCUUGAUCCCUAAGGAUACUGGGCUGGCAGUGAUGAUGAUAUUCUGCAGAAAAUUCUAUAUCCUUCAUUUCUAGGCUUAAUUGUGUAGUUUAUAAGAUACAUUUGAUUUGAUUUUGAAUUAUUAAUAGAGAAGAAAUCCCAUUUUCAACGCGAGUAAGAAUCAGAAUUAUAUGGAAUUACUGAUAAUUAUUUGCUUAGAUUCUACCCUAGACCCAUACCAUAUUCUCUUAUU